Molecule: messenger RNA, 5782 nt
Organism: Hypoxylon trugodes
Lineage: Eukaryota; Fungi; Ascomycota; Sordariomycetes; Xylariales; Hypoxylaceae
Exons: 1
Coding region: 251-5341 (1696 amino acids)
Source: RefSeq, a predicted model, not a curated record
GAUCACGCUAUCAUCCACCAAUUCAAAGUAAACAAACUGCUGCUUUGGGGCCAUCUCGGUAGGGUUGGGUAGCUUUCCGGCGCGUCCCCUGCAUGUGGAAUCUGUGGAAUCUUUCACAAUCCGAUGCGCGGUGUCGAAUUUCGAUGAACCAAUUGCUUGCAUCCCGUACCUGGCUGAUUGGGAUUGUCUUUCUUUGUUCGGACAGUAUUAUUUUGCUACCUAAUUACGAGUUACUGUUACUGCUGCCAGUAUGGAUGACUUACCGUCAUCUCCAGAUCCGCUGGGGGACGAACCUCCAAGUUCGGCGCAAUCAUUCGCGCGACAUACUAAAGAUAAUACAAUUACCCAGCAUGAUCUUUCCGCGCUUUCCUUACCGAAGACUACGUAUAACUCGAGACGGACCUCACCUACAAGAACCAUCUCUCCUAGAAAGAGGACAUUCGAACUCGAUGUCGGCAAUGAACUCUCACCGCAAAAGAUCCUCGUCACCGUUGAGGCAGAAGAAGCAGAGGCCUUGAAGCGGGGUAUCAACCGCAGACUAUUCCAACAACAACCGACAUCCUCCCCGACCCGAGGCCGCCGCCCAAGAGAAACCGUCACGACUGCUACCAUACCGCUGAAUGACGAGAUAGAGAACGAGUCUACCCCGCGUCGACCCGGCCGACCGCGACGGCGAACUAGUAAUGGUACACCCAUGCCGAAGGGUAAGAAGAGGGCUGGAACGCCUAUGAAAGAAUCCCGACAGACGCGACGAAAAGGCGGCCUAGAUUCCGACGCGAGCGUGUUCGACGAUACACCAGCGGGAACAGACGAAAACGCGCCAACACCAAAGGCACAAACGAAAGUUCGGAAGACGCCUAAGGCGCUCUCUACGACACAAGUAGUGCUUUCGUCGCAAAUAUCCACCGCGACGAAGAGGAAGCGAGGGCGUCCGCGGAAAGCGCCGAUAGAAGAUGUCACCAUAUUAGCUGACGCGGACGAUGUAUUGACUAGUGAUGCGGUAAACCACGAUAUUGCUCACCCUUCUCGAGAAAACCCAAGGAUCUUUCCGCCAUCAGCACCGAUCUCGAAUCCAAAUUCUUCUAGAUAUGAAAGUAGUCGGCGAUUCUAUGCCGAUGACGAGGAGGACAAUACGGAAGCUUUCAUUGGAGAGUUGGCAAGAGAUGGCGAUAGGACACCGACGCAGGAUAAUAUUUCCAACCUACAUGAACAAGAGAAUACGCGACUAGAUCCAGAAUUACCAGCGCGAUCACAUAAUGAAGGAAGAUUGGAUGAUGAUGAUAUGGAUGUGGGCAACGAUUAUCCGCCAUUGAUGGAAAAUCAUAGUGAUGUAGGAUCGGAGUUCGAUGAUUUUGAUAAUGUCCCUCACAGUGGACAAGAUACGUUGGCGCACGCGUCUGAUUUCAGCAUGAUAGCUGUGGAAUCUCUACCUUCGUUUCAAGCAAACCGAAGCGCAUUCCCUUCCGACCCCCAAGAGAUUGGUGAUGAAACUAACCAGAUCAUCAAUGAAACUAUUGAAUCGUUGCGGAAUAGCAUCCAAGCCGAUGCCGCAAAAGAUCAAUCAAGCAGACACGACCUACCGCCAGAAGAAAACCGAUCUGGUAUACAAGGGAGUUCAUUUUUCAAUCAGAGCCCGCGACGACCAUCAAAAAGCCCUAGGAGGCAAAAGCAACUUCCAUUAAGUCGACAAGUAUUCAAUGGAAAAGCGCCUCAUGUGGAUGACUCGUUUUCGAACAUUGCGGAUACUAUUCUUCACGCAACAACACCUGGUCGCUUACCUAUGAAGCCGACCUCUGGAAUGGAACAGUAUGAGAAAAGCGGUGCAUAUGAUGAUUCGUUUUCCGAGAUACCAGAAGAGGUCCUUGAAGCCGCUACUCCAAAGCCGAAGAGUCGCGUCGGAAUGCCUAGAGAGCGGGAUGAUGCAGAAGUCUCAGCUCCCCAGGAUCAACCUAAUUCUGUUAAUAGACAAACGGGGUCAAACUUUGGGUCGAGCAGGUUACCAACUCCGGAUGAUACCUCAUCUUCGAAUGCUGGUUCUAAGAAAGCCCCAGAAGAAGAUGCUGGCCCGUCUUCAAGACCUCAAGCGGACGCUGUUUCUACUUCCAAUUCCGCCGUGCAAUCUUCACCUCCUGUCAUGAAUCGACCUCGUGCGAUGGAUUUUGGACCAUCGCUGUUAGAUCAAGAGAUGAACAAUACGCCAGAAUUACAACAAUCUUCCCCUCAGUUGCCUCCAUCUGCUAAAGAAAUUGUCGAACCUGCUAAAUCGUUGGAGCCCCCCCCUAAUGUUAGACCUUCGUUAUCGCCGAUUGUACGAGCUGGCCGAUACCUUCAAGAUGUGGUGUCGGAUAGAUCGUCUCCCAGAGUUCGCGAGGGCAGCCUGGGCAGUCCGUUCAGGGGAGCGGCUAAUGACCCUUCACGAUCAUUGCAGGAUACUUCUAAUCCUUCAUCUAUGCCCGAAUCUCCAACUCGGCCCAAUUAUAAUAUCUCCGGCCAAUUUGCCGCCCGAAAUUUAUUUAAUUUCAACCCUACCGUUAAUCAGAGUAUGCGGUCUAACAUAUCUCGCUCCCAACCACCUCCACAAGGCGAAGUACUUGGAAACGUCUCGGAUCCUUUCGGACUAGAUAUUCAGGAGACACGAAACGAAGCUUUGAGAAAAGAUACGCAUGACACAAGUUACCGGGAGCUGCAACGCGACACGGCUUUCGCUCAAUCCGCCGCCAGUUCGACUAGAGUGAUGCCACCAAAUGAGGAUGAGAUGAGUUGGAUGGCAGAUGGGAACCAGCAGGAAGCAGAACAUCGCGCGGACCCACAGUACAUGCGUUCUCAAAACUCAAGUAUCUACGCUACUCGUGGUUCAAAUGGAAGCCACGCUGCUAUUUCUGCUGCAAACGCUGCGUACAACGAAGUUGAUAUGGAAGGUGAUCAGGAUUUGAGAGAUCGAAGAGAACCGGAAGAGGACUACGGCGAUGACUAUACUGGCGGUGGGAUAGACUUUGAGGAUGACGAUAUUUGGGACGUUGAAGCCUCGCGACCGACGCCUAGAAGGCCAAGGCCGGAAAGGGAGCCAGAGCCAGAACGACGUGCUUCACAAUUGUACGACCCCCCUCGACGAAACAAAAUCCCAAGCCCUUGGAGACGAACCAGCCGACGACUCAUCUACCGGCAAGAGAUUGCAAGUCCUUCUCAAAUAGAAAUUGAGGAGAACCCGCAAAGUGAGCCGGAUGAGCAAGUCCCCAGAUCCCGUUCCGGACCGCGACGCUCGGACGCUCAAUCUAUAGUACGGAGAGAGCAGCCUGAACUUAGGGUCACUGAGGAACGUGAACGUACACCUUCCGAACCUGAGCAAUAUGAACAAUACGAACAAUUUGAACAACAAUCUCCAAGUCCUCCUCCAUAUUUGGAGCCAGAAUUUUCACCAGAACCAGAGCAGGAGCUGCAACAAGAACCCGAGCGAGAGCCAGAACAGGAGCCUGAGCCCGAGCCUGAGCUUGAAUCAGAAAUUGAAGAACCCAUAGCAGAACAAGCUCCAGGACAAGGUCCGGCAGAGGCUGUGGAGGCUUCUGAAUACUCGAUGCUAAUUCGACCAACUGAGGAUACUCCGGCGACCCAAAAGAAACCCACCCCUGCUAAGACUCAACUUUUCGGCAGCUUUAACCUCAUGUCAUUCUUCUCAUCGCCUGCAACGUUGCCUACAAAAGUCCCUGAAGCUGGUCCGGCCACUAAAAUCCGUGAAACCGAGAAAACCGCACAGCCCGCAUAUCAGAAGCCUGUUCCUAGAGAGCCAGAGCCAGAGCCAAAACCACAACCACAACCACAACCACACAAAGAACCUCCAAAGUCUCUUUGGUCGACGGGGUUUUUCUCCUCAAUCCCGCAGAAGCAAGUCCAGCCAAGUUCGGAACGGCAAACCGACCAAUCAUCCCCUGCGCCCCCCUCGCAAUCCAACGAAACGGUGGCAGAUACUUAUGAGGCGACUUCUCCUAGCCAUGCGCCAUCACCAACACCAUCCCCUUCGCCUGCUCCCGAUCCAUCACUCUCACCCAAACCUGCUCCUGCGCCGUCACUCUCGCCUGAAUUAUCUCAUCCACCGCCUGAGCCUUCACCGGCACCAUCUCAGACACCCGAGCCGAUGUCCCCGCCAUCACCCCAGCCCUCGACUCCCGAGCAACAAGUUUACCAGCCUAUUGAGCAAAAACGCAACUUCACGCCUCGGCCAGGUCAAUCCGGCUCAUCUCUUUUCAGAACUGGCCCUUCUCCAAGUAGGGUUGAAAGAAAUUAUAGCGAUGAUUUUCUCUUGCCACCAAGUGAUGAGCAGCAAGAGUCUUCGCUCUUGACAGAUGGGACAGAGUAUGAGCGCUUGCCUCCUAGGGAGAAGCCGUCGCGUUGGGAUAGGACCCUGUCGCCAUCCAAAUCGUCAUUCAGAUCACCACUGAAACCGACAACACCAGGGCGCGUCGUGACUUUCAAGCCUAGCGGUUUAUCACCUGUCACACAGAAUGAGGAUCAACCCGAAAGCCAAGCUUACAGCCGCGAUGAUAACCGCGGAGUGUUAUCUCAGCGUCCACAACUCCCAUCCCUUAAUAAGGGCAAGGGGGUUGUACGGAGAAAUUCUUUACUCUCUCGUCCCCCCAUGAGGAACAGCGCCGUGUACAACCCUUCGCCGGCUGCUACUAACGAGAACAAUUUCAUGGCAACGAUAUUGGACACCAGCCCAGAACCGCAACCAGAGCCCGAACCUCCGGUUUUCGCUCCGGCUCCAGCGCCGGCUCCCUUGUCCAUUGCCACCACGAACCCUUCCGCUGCCGCCACUGUCUCAGCUCCUACCUCUAACACACCACUAUCACAAACCGAGUGGACGCGUGCACAUUGGGUUCGUCUAGACGAAUUACUCCAAAUAUGCCGCCAAAAUCCCCGCGCAUUCAAACGUCGCGUCCCGCUACCACCACGCAGCGAGCGCCGAUCUCUUACUACUCUCCUGGGCAAGGAAGUAUCAACCCCGUCACACCCCGAGAGCCUAAUCCUCGAUAGGGGACAUCUCGAUAUUAUCGACGCGUUCAAACUUGAGGUUGGCGGCUGGGAAGAACAUGACUUGGCGAGGAGAUUGUUCGCGUUGAUGGUUGGUGAGGAGAGAAGACGGCUGGGGAAAGUGCCACAGAGGGAUCGUGAGCAUGAGGAUGAAAAUAGGGAUAGGGUUCAGACUGGGUAUUGGGGAGAUGAAAUUGAGCGUGCGGGCGAGAGCCAAACUAGGAGGGAGAAGGAGAAGGAAGAGAGAAUAAAAAGGAGGGAAGAGAGAAGGAGGGAGAAAGAGAGGCAGAGGAGGGAGGAGAGGAUUUUUACUUAAGGGGUUGGGUUUACAAUACCCUAUUUUCCCUACGAUCGACGUUGCUGCGGGCUCACAUUCACGAGCUACGAAAGACGGAUUUGCUCUACAUCACUUCGCUACUCUGUCCUAUCCAUUCAGGUUAUCGGUCUAACAGCUUGGAGGAAGCAUCCCCAAAUCACACUUUUCAGGGGAGCAGUAUAUAUUUCACAUGCAUUAUAUUCGGCGUUAUUGGCGAUAGGCAAGUCAGGAUGACAUAACCUCAUAGGAUAGGCGGUUGGUCAGUAUCAAAAAAGGGGAAUCGGCAAGGGGUGUUUACUUGCUAGGUUAGGUUACUGAGGAAUUGAGAUUGCUUUGAUUUUGAUGCCAUAGCAUACUGCCUUUUUUCAAAGGUGGAUAAUUCGAACGGAAUUAUAUUUCAUGUUGAAUCCGAAAAUUGUUAUUUGAGUGAGGUCCAGUGAC